Messenger RNA from Bactrocera latifrons, 2393 nucleotides. Its product is annotated as probable G-protein coupled receptor CG31760. The transcript has a single exon. The coding region runs from base 341 to 709 and encodes 122 amino acids. The record is from RefSeq and is a predicted model, not a curated record. NCBI's taxonomy places the organism in Eukaryota, Metazoa, Arthropoda, Insecta, Diptera, Tephritidae.
UGUAAAAGAUUGCUCAACUGAAUUUAAUUUUCAACACUCAAACGAUAGUCAUAGCGGUGAAUAUUCACCAUACUCUACACCUUCCAUAACACACCCACCGCCAACGCUCGGUCAAGCCGAGCACGAUCUACUUAAACAGUUUGCUUUGCUUUUCGGUCCCGACGCCGAUGUCAACACAUAUUAUAUAUUAGAUUCAGAUGUUGAUGGUGAUGACGAAGACACUAGCGGUAGGAGUACGACAGCCAAUGUGCAUAUCGAACAGACGAUUGCCGAAAUUAAUCAGGCCGGUUCACCUUUUGAAACCACCCGCACAACGCCGACAAAAAGUGUGACCAGCUCAAUGACAAUUUUACCAGAAUCACCAUCGUUUACUAUUAACGAGUCGCAUCUACCGCAUAUACCAUCUUCAUCUACAUCCAGCUCAUCCAUGUACGCCAUACGCACGCCAUCACCGAUACGGUUUCGUCUCUUGGAAUCGCCAAGCUCCGAUAUCGACGGUAUCACGCUUACCGAGAUGGUGGAGGUACAUUGCCCACCGACGAAAGCACUCGACGUUAGUGUGAAUAUGGAGCAUUUACUGGUUGAAGAUCAAAGUGGGGUUGGCGCCACCGAUGAGUUUCCGAGUCAAAAUAAUAAUACAUCCUGUUCUAUGUCAUCCACCCUAACAGAUAGCAAAACUGUUGAUGUACGAACACCGAUAGUAGUUUAAGCUUGUGUUAAAAAAACAUGUAUGUAUGUUUGAAUGUGGUAACCAUGGUAUUUAAUUGGACCUAAGUUGGUAGUGGCUAAAUCCAUGUGCUUGAACCCCGACAAGAUUAGUUGAAGUGCAGCAAAGCCACAAAGAUCACAUAGAAAAGUGUAAAACAACAAAGCUAAUUGUGGUAAAUGAGGCACAAAUAUCCUACUCGUAUCCAGAAGCUUAGCUUCGUAGUUCGUUAUUUGUUAGUAAUCAGACGUGUAAAUGUAAUUAGGCUGCGAAAUCAAACGUCAAAAAAAUUAUUACUUUCUACGCUCGAAUGAUUUACGUAUAGCUGAAGAACUUAGGGGUCAUUUUACUUAGCAAUUUUGUUGGAAAUGAUUCGUUAGUAUAGAACUGUUGCUAGCAAGCAAGUUGUUUCGAUGGGAUUGGACUAUUUGCAGAAGACACCACAGUAUUUUUGAAGCUGUGUAUACGGCAGCCAAUUAGAUAGAGUCUUAGGCUCACGUAGUGUGUAAAGCAUAGGAAGAUACCAAACAUCCUAACUAGUGGAAAGGGAAAUGUCUUCUUUUAUUGGCGGGUUCCACACUUUCCAUAAUGGAUGUUGAACAUUUUUGGAAAGACUCUUCCUAACACAUUGUUUUUGUCGACGUUUGACUCAUCCUUUAGCCUUUUCCAUCGAGGGUUGCAACUAUGAUCAUUAUGUAAGAAAUAUAUUCAGAUCCGUUAAGACGUGUUUAACGAACUGAAUUUAUAGCGAUAAUUCUGUUUUGUCGUAUUGGUUAGAGAUCCUGCUAAGAUUUGUGAAUUCAGCAUUCAUUAGCCGGUAAUGAUAUUAUAGUAAAAUAACUGUGCAUUUUAAGAGAAAAGUGUUGUUUUUUUUUAGGGUAUAGAAUUUAGUAUGAGUAAAGAAAUGUUGCGAUGUAUAGAAAAAUUGACGUCAUAAAACUGUUUAGAUUGCCUUAAAAGAGAGUCAAAAAGUUACAAACGUCUUGCUUGUUAGUUCAGAGAUACUACCACUUGUCCUCUUUUACCAUAAAUUGCUUUGUUAUCUCUGUUAUACUUCGUAAUUUACUCUACUCGAAUAUGUAAUCUUAAUUUCGUCAAGUUAUUUUCGAAUAGAAACAGAGGAACUUUUUAUAAUUCAUAUUUUUAUUAAAAUUAUUAUUUCGAAAGCGAUAGACGUCAAGUUACAUAUGCUGUAUUGUUGUUGGUAAAGUGGUGUAAAAUACGUUCGAAAUUUUUUUUUGAGCAUCAGAGUGUGUUAUUCUUACGGUUACGGCUGGAUUCUAGCGCUUGUACUAACUUUUGUUCAUAUGUAAAUUUAUAUACGAACAUUAAGCCUUUUCUCUGAUGUGGAGAAAAAAUGCCAAAAAUGGCUCUUUACAGUCAUUUGAAAGCGUUUAUUAAUGGCCUACUAAAUCUUUCUGUUCCAACAGAACUAACGCAAAUUUAUACUAGGCUCUGACCAGGGUUGCAAUUAAGUAAUUUUUUUAUACUGAAAAUAUUAAUUAAUUAAUAAUUGGAUCCCACAAUCCGAUUUACAAAAUUAAGUAAAUAAUCCCAAAAAUCGGUUUAAAAUUUUAUUUAAUUUGUUACACCCAAAUACCAGAUUUUCAUUGAACUGCACUGGAUUGUAUGGGAAAAAACAAAGCACAGCUUUGAAAAACAUUAAAAAAAAAUGUUAAAAUGGAAU